This is a messenger RNA of Striga hermonthica, 3915 nucleotides long. Lineage: Eukaryota; Viridiplantae; Streptophyta; Magnoliopsida; Lamiales; Orobanchaceae. The record is from the annotation of a GenBank genome assembly.
AUGGGUAGUAAAAAGAGGGAGUCAAAAUCUGUUGAAGAAGCUGGAUUGGAAAAUGUAGUAGAAAAUAAGCAGCCACCGAGCUUGGGCGAUGAGAAUAUAGAUUCAGAACCCUCGAGCAAGAGAAUGAAAAAGGAGAAAAAGAAAAAGGAAAUUGAAAAUUUGGUGGGGGAAAACCACGAGGACUCUAAUGCUGCGUCGACCUCAUCGAACGCCCAGAAGGCAUCAUUGAAUUCUAUGGAGAGGAGGAAACUGAGAAAGUUGCUGGAUAAGGAAAGGCACCAAGCAGAAGCCAAGAAAAUCCAGUCGGCACCAGAAAAUAUGGACUUGGAUGUAAAAAGUGAUGGUAAUGAGAGUGCCGGGACAAGUAAUAGCAGCGGUGGAGUGUUGCCUGAGUUUCAUAUUGGGGUGUUUAAGGAUUUGGCAGCAGUUGAUGCCAGUGUGAGGGAGGCAGCUGCAAAGGCAUUGGUUACUGAGUUGAGGGAAGUUCAGAAUGCCUACGAGAGGUUGGAGAAUAAGGAUGAGGUGGAGGAUAAGUCAAAGUUGGAAGCCGAGAAAUGUGACGGCUUGAAUAACUGUGCCCCGUCUGUUAGGUACGCCGUGCGGAGGCUUGUCCGUGGUGUGUCCUCAUCAAGAGAGCGUGCAAGACAAGGAUUUGCAUUGGGUCUCACUAUUUUAGUUGGCACAGUUCCUAGCAUUAAAUUGGACUCCUUGUUAAAGCUAAUUGAUACUUUGCUGGAGGUCACUUCUUCCAUGAAGGGUCAGGAGGCUAAGGACUGCUUACUUGGUCGCUUAUUUGCUUAUGGAGCUCUUGCAAGAUCUGGAAAACUUACAGAAGAAUGGAUUUCCGAUAAUAAUACUCCACUUGUUAAAGAAUUUACCAGCUGUGUUAUUGCUCUUGCUGCUAAGAAACGAUACCUACAAGAGUCUGGUGUAGCGGUUAUAUUGGAAAUGGUUGGAAAGUUGCCCAUUGAAGCUAUCUUUAGUCAUGUUCUGGAAGUACCAGGGAUUCAGCAGUGGUUUGAAGGAGCCACUGAACCUGGAAAUCCAGACGCCCUACUUUUAGCUCUAAAAUUGCAAGAAAAAAUCGGUGCCGACUAUAAUUGCGGGAAGCUACUGCCUUCCCCUUAUAGCAAAAGCGCAUUCUUUUCUGCUGACCAUUUGACCAUUAUUGCCAAUUGCUUGAAGGAGUCUACUUUCUGCCAGCCACGACUGCACAGUGUUUGGGCUGUUCUCCUUAGUAAUCUCUUGCCUGAUGUGGCACAAGAUGCAGAUUCUGGAUCAGGCACUACUGUUCCUAUCAAGAAGCACAAGAAGAAUCGCAAGUCUGGCUCAGCAGAAGAAGACAUUGAGAGAAAUCUUAGGUCUUUCUGUGAAGUAAUAAUUGAAGGGUCACUUUUACCGUCAUCACACGACCGCAAAAAGUUAGCAUUUGACGUGUUGUUGCUUCUACUUCCAAAGCUUCCUGCUUCAUGCGUGCACAUUGUGUUGUCCUAUAAGCUUGUCCAAUGUCUUACUGACAUACUCUCUACACAAGACUCUUGGCUUUAUAAAAUUGCACAACAUUUUCUUAAAGAACUGUCUGAGUGGGUGGCACAAGAUGACGUUAGGAGGGUUGAGGUGAUUGUGGCUCUGCAAAGGAACAGUAAUGGAAAAUUCGACUGCAUCACGAGAUCAAAAACAGUGAAAGACUUGAUGUCAGAUUUCAAGACUGAGUCUGGUUGUAUGCUGUUCGUUGAGAAUUUGAUGUCCAUGUUUUUAGAUGAAGGUCACUCUUCAGAAGAACCUUCAGAUCAGAGUCAAACAACUGACGACAAUUCUGAAAUAGGCUCGAUUGAAGAUAAGGAUGCUGUUGGGGCACAAGGAAGUUCUGAAUUCCUCAAGACUUGGGUCAUCGAGUCCCUUCCUAGUGUUCCGAAGCAUUUGAAGCUCGAUCAAGAUUCGAGGUUCCAUGUGCAGAAAGAGGUUCUAAAGUUUCUGGCAGUUCAAGGUCUAUUUUCUUCGUCACUAGGGACUGAAGUGACAUCCUUUGAACUACAGGAAAAGUUUAGGUGGCCAAAAUCAGCCAUCCCGAAUGCUCUGGGCCAAAUGUGUGUUGAGCAGCUACAGCUGUUGCUUGCAAAUGCUCAGAAAGGGGAGGGGCCUCAUGCUGUGGCAAAUGGUGUUGAAGCAAAUGAUCUUGGAUCCUAUUUUAUGCGGGUUCUCAACAUAUUAUCCAAUAUUCCUUCAGUUUCUCUGUCGAGGGCCUUGAAUGUGGAUGACGAGAAGGCCUUUAAGAAACUGCAGGCCAUGGAAAGUCAACUCUCACGCGAGGAACGUAAUUGCGGUCUUAGCAUGGAUGCAAGUAAAUUACAUGCGCUGAGAUAUUUGCUCAUCCAACUGCUGCUUCAAAUCAUACUUCGACCAGGAGAGUUCUUUGAAGCUGCCUCUGAACUUGUCAUGUGUUGUAAAAAAGCUUUUGGCUCGUCGGAUCUUCUAGGAUCCUCUGAAGAAGAUGAAUAUGAUGAAGGUGCACCUGAAUUAAUGGAUGUACUGGUUGAUACAAUGCUGUCCCUGUUGCCACAAUCAUCAGCUCCUUUGCGAUCGGCCAUUGAGCAGGUUUUCAAACAUUUCUGUAACAAUAUCACGGAGGAUGGGCUACUCCGGAUGUUGCGGGUCAUCAAGAAGGAUCUAAAACCCGCUCGGCACCAAAACAAAGAAGAUGAAGAUGAUGAUGACGAGGACGAUCUACUAGGCGUUGAAGAAGCAGAUGAUUCUGACCAGGCCGAGACGGGUGAAACUGCCGAAAGUGACGAGCACACCGAUGAUUCGGAGGCGGUAGUUGGAGUCAACACGGUGAACAUUCAGCUUCCGGAAGGUUCCGAUGAUGAAUCUGACGAGGGAAUGGAUGACGAUGCCAUGUUUAGGAUGGAUACAUACCUCGCUCGGAUAUUUAGAGAGAAGAAGAAUCAAGCUGGGGGCGAAACUGCGCAUUCUCAGCUUGUACUCUUUAAGCUCCGUGUGCUGUCUUUGCUGGAGAUCUAUCUGCAUGAAAAUCCAGGUAAAUCGCAGGUAGUGACUAUAUUCUCAAACCUAGCUCAAGCAUUUGCUAAUCCACAAACAACCGAAGGGAGUGAGCAGCUCGGCCAGCGCAUAUGGGGAAUCAUACAGAAGAAAAUAUUCAAAGCCAAGGACUACCCGAGAGGCGACUCGGUGCAUCUCGCAGUAAUCGAGCCUCUACUCGAGAGGUACUUGAAAUUAGCUGCAAAGCCAUUCAAGAGAAAAAAAUCCGCUUCCAAUCUGUCGAAAAAGAAGCAGUCGGCCUCUUGGAACCGGCACAGAAAUAUAAAUUCGCUUGCUCAGAAUUCCACAUAUUGGAUCUUGAAAUUAAUUGACUCGAGAAAUUUUCCCGAACCUGAACUGCAAAAGGUUUGCAGCAUAUUUGAGAAUGCCUUGGUCGCCUACUUCGACAGCAAAAAGUCUCAGAUGAAGUGCGAAUUCCUGAAAGAAAUAUUCAGGCGGCGUCCGUGGAUUGGUCGCCACCUUUUCGGUUUUCUCUUGGAGAAAUGUAGCUGUGCAAAGUCGCAAUUUCGGCAAGUUGAGGCCCUCGAUUUGGUGACAGAGAUCUUAAAGUCACUUUCUUCCUCGACUACGAAUGACGUUGUGACAACAGUGAAUACUUCAAAGAAAAUGCUGAAAAGCCACAUCCCAAAGCUAUGCCAUCUGAUCAAACAUUUGUUGACAAACAUGCCCGAGAAACAGUCGAGAAGAGCCGAUGUGCGCAAAUUCUGUGGCAAAGUGUUUCAGAUAUUGACUUCAUUUAACAUGGCUUCGAAUUUUCUUAAAGCUUUGGAACCGGAUGGUCACGCGGCUUGUGAAUCCCAGCUUGGUGAGGUAUUUAUUGCUCUCAAGAAAAGCACGACUGAAAAAUUACAGUGA